AUGGGUGUAAUCUCCAACAAGGUUCCCAGAGGUGAUCUGAAGCCUGGUGAUCACAUCUACUCAUGGCGUGCUGCACAUCUCUACUCCCACCACGGAAUAUUUGUAAGCGAUGAAGAAGUCAUACAUUUCACUCGUCCAGCAACCAAAACUGAGAUCGUUGUGGGCAAGAUCGUCAGUUCAUCAAAGGAUAUCCUCAGUUCAUCAUCGAGUCGUCCUUGCUGUAGCAGAGACCAUUCCAGAAUCAACACUGUCGUUAGCUCUUGCCUUAACUGCUUUCUCAACGGAGGAAAUCUCUACCGCUAUGAAUACAAUGUCAAGCCUGCUGCCUUUCUUGCAAAAACUAUAGGCGGUACUUGCACGUUAGCAACUUCAGAUCCUCCUGAGGUUGUUAUUUCCCGUGCAAGAUACCUGUUGCGAGAUGGCUAUGGUGUUUACAAGCUGCUCAAGCACAACUGUGAGACUUUUGCUCUCUAUUGUAAAACGGAACUGGUGGCCUCCAAAAGAACUGGUCAAGCCAAUUCGGUUGGUGGUACCACGUGGGCUGGGUUCGGGCUUGCUUGUAUUGGCUUACCUCUGGUCGGCUAUUGUGCCUACUCCUAUGGUCGACUUAUGUCUGACAUAUGUAUGCGAAAAGAUGUUGACAAGGUUCCUGUGGAGAGGCUCGUUGCGGAGCACAAAGAUGUUGACAAGGUUCUUGUGGAGGAGCUCGUUGGGGAGCACAGUGGUUGA
Microthlaspi erraticum is the source of this 729-nucleotide messenger RNA. Lineage: Eukaryota; Viridiplantae; Streptophyta; Magnoliopsida; Brassicales; Brassicaceae. The record is from the annotation of a GenBank genome assembly.